Messenger RNA from Naegleria lovaniensis, 573 nucleotides. RefSeq lists its product as uncharacterized. NCBI's taxonomy places the organism in Eukaryota, Heterolobosea, Eutetramitea, Acrasida, Naegleriidae. The record is from RefSeq and is a predicted model, not a curated record. Bases 1 to 573 code for a protein of 190 amino acids. The transcript has a single exon.
AUGCCCAAAAAGCCUUCAAUUCAUUCCGUUGAGAAACAAAUUCUUGAACACAAAGUGAAUGUUCUCUCCAAGAUUGGACAAGAGAGAAAUCAAUAUGGCUACAAAAAGUAUCGGGAACGUGAAAUGAUAGCUCAACAAAAACCAUCCAUGUACCUCCGAUAUAAACAUUUAUAUAAUAAGGAUUUGGCUCAAGAGGAAGAUGAUGUGUUUAAAUCAUCCGGAGGAAUUGAUUCCAAAGAUGAUUUUUUGCAAGAAAUUAUCAAUCCCGAUAGUUCAAAGAACAAUGAAGAGGAUGACUUUUUUAUUGAUCCUGAAAAGAUGAGUAAAAAGAAGGAGAAGAAGCUUGCCAAGCAAUUAAAAUAUAAACAAUUUGAAGAAAAGAAAUUUACGACAUUGGAUGGAGAAGUGAUUAAUUUUAAUGACGCUUCCGAAAAGGGCAAUAAGAAGAGAAAGAGAGAAUAUGGAGAGAAUGUGAACACUCCUGAUUUACAAACUCAAAAGCGACUGGAUCCAAAAAGUUACAAGAGAACGUCAAUUUUAUUCCAAUACCACAAAAGUCAAACAAAUUGUUGA